Messenger RNA from Saccostrea echinata, 553 nucleotides. RefSeq names its product cytochrome c oxidase assembly factor 8-like. Gene Ontology annotation, cellular component: mitochondrion. NCBI's taxonomy places the organism in Eukaryota, Metazoa, Mollusca, Bivalvia, Ostreida, Ostreidae. The record is from RefSeq and is a predicted model, not a curated record. Bases 1 to 552 code for a protein of 183 amino acids. Gene Ontology annotation, biological process: intrinsic apoptotic signaling pathway. The transcript is spliced from 4 exons.
AUGAACUUGCAGCAGCUACCACGACGGUUAUGUUUAGUGAAUUCUUUAGCCUCAGAUCUCAAUAAAUCCCUUAAUUUGAUCCAAUUUAGGAGCGUGCAAAAUCAGGUAAACAGUGAACUGCAUAUCCACAAUGUCCCUCCUCCCAAUAGAAGCCAUGAUUUGAUUGGUCCUCCUGACAAAAAGUCUAACCUCCGUCCAGUUGUUUUCCAUGUGCCACAUAAAGAAACACCCCUACAGCGCCGCUACAGGCUGCUUAGAAAAGAAACACAUGACUGGAACCAAGGUUUCUGGGCCAAUCAUAAUGAAAAAUUCUUCAAGGAAAAAGAAGAGUUUGUGAAGAGGAAAUUACAAGAAAAACGUGGAGAAUUAGACAGCCCUGAGUCUAAGUUAUCAGCUGAGGAACUCUCUGAAUUCUACAAAGACUUCCUGGACAAAAAUUUUGUACUUCAUGCUAGCUAUAACAGAGAAUGGUACAAAAGAAAUCUUAGACUGCUACUUCCAGCCUUUCAAGUUUUCUCAGAAAAAAUAUACAAUAAAGUUUUCAAAAGGUGAA